AUGUCAGGCUCUGGGCGAAAAGACUUCGAUGUGAAGCACAUCCUACGACUCCGCUGGAAACUCUUCAGCCACCCGUCGCCGGCCCCUGGCGGCCCGGCGGGGGGCGGCUGCCUGCAACAGGAAGGCAGCGGCAGCUUCGAGCACUGGGGACCCAGCCAGAGCCGCCUGCUCAAAAGCCAAGAGAAGGGCGGCGUGAGCACUUUCUGGAAGAAGCCUUCCUCUUCCUCCUCUUCUUCGUCGUCCUCACCGUCCUCUUCCUCCUCUUCCUUUAAUCCACUGAAUGGCACCCUGCUGCCAGUGGCCACAAGGCUGCAGCAAGGGGCACCGGGGCAGGGCACUCAGCAGCCAGCCAGGACUCUCUUCUACGUGGAGUCUCUAGAGGAAGAGGAGGUGUCAGGCAUGGACUUUCCUGGACCACACGAUAAAGGGCUGGUCCUGCAGGAGCUCAAAGUGGAGCCGGCCAACUCAAGCCAGGCAACAGGUGAAGGAUGUGGACACAGGCUGACAGCAACUAGCCAUUCAUUGACACCUCAAAGUGAUAUGGACUCCAGUAGCUCUGAAGAAUUCUAUCAGGCUGUUCACCAUGCUGAGCAAACCUUCAGAAAAAUGGAAAGUUACUUGAAACAGCAGCAACUCUGUGAUGUUAUUCUGAUUGUCGGGAACCGAAAGAUACCUGCACACAGGCUUGUUCUGAGCUCAGUCUCUGACUAUUUUGCUGCCAUGUUUACAAGUGAUGUUUGUGAAGCCAAGCAAGAGGAGAUCAAGAUGGAAGGCAUAGACCCCAAUGCCCUCUGGGACCUUGUCCAAUUUGCAUAUACAGGUUGCUUGGAAUUAAAGGAAGACACCAUUGAAAACCUUCUUGCUGCAGCGUGCCUUCUUCAGCUUCCCCAAGUAGUGGAAGUGUGCUGCCACUUCCUCAUGAAGCUGUUGCACCCAUCCAACUGUCUGGGGAUCCGAGCCUUCGCAGAUGCUCAAGGGUGCAUUGAGUUAAUGAAGGUAGCCCACAGCUAUACAAUGGAAAACAUAAUGGAAGUUAUGAGAAAUCAAGAGUUUUUACUGCUUCCAGCUGAGGAGCUCCAUAAACUCCUGGCCAGCGAUGAUGUAAAUGUUCCUGAUGAAGAAACCAUCUUCCAUGCAUUAAUGAUGUGGGUCAAGUAUGACAUGCAGAGGCGAUGCAAUGACUUGAGUAUGCUUCUUGCCUUUAUAAGAUUGCCACUGCUUCCACCACAGAUAUUGGCUGACCUAGAAAACCAUGCAUUAUUUAAGAAUGAUCUGGAAUGUCAAAAGCUGAUUCUGGAAGCAAUGAAAUAUCAUCUAUUGCCAGAAAGAAGAACUUUAAUGCAAAGUCCAAGAACUAAACCUAGAAAAUCUACAGUUGGAACUCUAUAUGCUGUAGGAGGAAUGGAUAACAACAAAGGAGCUACAACCAUAGAGAAAUAUGACCUCAGAACAAAUUUGUGGAUCCAGGCAGGGAUGAUGAACGGCAGGAGAUUGCAGUUUGGUGUGGCUGUUAUUGAUGACAAACUCUUUGUAAUUGGAGGUCGAGAUGGCUUAAAGACAUUGAACACUGUUGAAUGUUACAAUCCCAAAACCAAGACUUGGACUGUUUUACCACCAAUGUCAACACAUAGACAUGGUCUAGGUGUAACAGUCCUUGAAGGUCCUAUUUAUGCUGUGGGAGGCCAUGAUGGCUGGAGCUAUCUGAAUACAGUGGAGAGGUGGGAUCCCCAGAGUCAGCAGUGGACAUUUGUAGCCAGUAUGUCCAUUGCCCGAAGCACAGUUGGUGUAGCAGCACUGAAUGGCAAAUUAUAUUCAGUCGGAGGUCGUGAUGGAAGUUCCUGUUUGAGUUCAAUGGAAUAUUAUGAUCCUCAUACAAAUAAGUGGAACGUGUGUGCUCCAAUGUGUAAGCGGAGAGGGGGUGUUGGAGUGGCCACGUGUGAUGGUUUUCUCUAUGCAGUAGGAGGUCAUGAUGCUCCUGCUUCAAAUCACUGUUCCCGGUUACUAGAUUAUGUAGAAAGAUACGAUCCCAAAACAGACACAUGGACCAUGGUGGCUCCUUUGAGUAUGCCCAGAGAUGCUGUUGGAGUCUGUCUCCUUGGUGACAGAUUAUAUGCCGUUGGUGGCUAUGAUGGGCAGACAUACCUCAACACUAUGGAAUCCUAUGAUCCACAAACAAAUGAGUGGACACAGAUGGCUUCUUUGAAUAUUGGGAGAGCAGGUGCCUGUGUCGUAGUCAUCAAGCAACCUUGACUUACUUUUCUUUUUGGAGAGAUUUUAUUUGCUGGAGUGGUUAUUUUUAUAUCAGAGGGCAAGAAUGAGAACUUCCUAAGAUGAAAAUUCUUCAAGAACAAGGAUUUCUGUAGAUUUACCUACUGAUGUCAAAAGAGAUAGAAGAUCAAAAAAAUUAUAGGAAUCGAAAUAAACAUCAAACUGCUAUGGGAACAAUGUCUGGCUGUAUAUUAGUUAGUUCAGGAAUGGUUAUUGGUAAUUUAUUUUGUAUUGUAGCAUACAAUAACUAAAGUUACCAAAGGCUUGUUUUUCUUGAGCAAUUAAAAGGAGAGACCAGUGUUUGUGACAUGCAUAAUUUCAUGGCUACAACUCAUUCAAUGGUUUUAUAGUUUGUGGCAAUAUCAAAGAGGUCAAAGACAUGAUAUUUCAUCUGACAGAAUCUGAUUGGUUUACUACUUUCUAAUCAGAUGUGGUCAUUCUAGGAGGCAGAAUGAUGUUUUAUUAAAACAAACACGCUUCUUCCUCAUUUUCUCAACUAUGAGGACAAUUAGAGAAACAGAUUCAUGCCUGUCUCUUGCAUUCAGAAAACAAACUGUUCCACUAAUCAAAGCUGCAUAUUUCAUCAGAGAGGAUGGUUGAAUUUUAUUGCAACCAUAUUAGCAAUCUGAAGCUGGCAAACACAAAGGAUUGUUUUCAUUAGGCUUACCACAUUGCUUUGCUUUUUGAACACACUGAGCCAAAGAAUCAGUACAAUUAUGGGCUUUUGCCUUAUGUUGAGUUCAGUGUAAGCAUGGAAGCUAGUUAUUCUGAAUGUUAUAUAUAUUCAUUGCAUGUUAAAGUCCUUUAGAAUUUUGUUCAUAAAAGACAAAACAAAACAAAAACCUUAGAAUUUUGAGAGAAAAAUCUAUGAUUCAUUCAUUUGGAGUGUUAUGAUCAUUGUUAGAAGGAAGGCAGACUUCAGAUUCUCAUUUCCCACUUUUCAAACUUGUUACAUUGAUAUGCACAUUAUUUUAUGCCAAAUGUUUGUAACUGUUUAAAGCAUAAAGUGGAAACAUUAUAUGAUGUCCUUAAUAAAUUCAUGUAAAUUUUAAAUAUAAUUAAUA
Molecule: messenger RNA, 3332 nt
Organism: Zalophus californianus (California sea lion)
Lineage: Eukaryota; Metazoa; Chordata; Mammalia; Carnivora; Otariidae
Gene: KLHL1
Product: kelch like family member 1
Exons: 11
Coding region: 1-2250 (749 amino acids)
Molecular function (GO): protein binding
Source: RefSeq, a predicted model, not a curated record